This is a messenger RNA of Nymphalis io (European peacock), 3485 nucleotides long. RefSeq lists its product as uncharacterized. NCBI's taxonomy places the organism in Eukaryota, Metazoa, Arthropoda, Insecta, Lepidoptera, Nymphalidae. The coding region runs from base 131 to 2317 and encodes 728 amino acids. The record is from RefSeq and is a predicted model, not a curated record. The transcript is spliced from 6 exons.
AUUUUUUCCAAUUAGACUUAGAGCUAUUUUAAAAAAAGUAAAUAAUACAUUAUAUAGAUAAAUCUAAUUUAAGAAGAAAAUGUUGAAAAUAUUGAAUUUAUUAAUAAAAUAAAAGAAAAAAUCCGUUGAGAUGGCUUUGUUUAUGAAACAAGACUUCAACCCCCCCAUGUUAUCUAGACGAUGGAUUGCUAUAAAAUUCAGGCCUAAUAUGCUUUUAUACAGCCGAGAGCACAUCAUAGCUAUCCUUGAAAGUGGACUCAUGUUCCGAGAGGACAGUGUGGAAGUGGAGCAGGAAGCCCCCGCGGCUGAGGCGCUGUGGGGCCGCGCGGGGGGCACCAGGGGGGGCUGGUUCACGCGGGGAGAGAGGAAUCUAUCUCUGCUGGCUACUUUGGCACUCGUUGCUGCCGCACCUCCGAGAAGUUUCCAACGCUCAACGUUCGUCAAGCUCGCUGCGUACGCGAUAGUUCCCGCUGUAAUCCGAGCGGCGCACCGCUUGCAGUGCCGCGGCUCGCUCAAGUCGCUCCUGUCGGUCAUGCGCGACUACAUGUCGCUAGUCCGCCGCGCGACCGCCUGCUGCAGGGAAUACUCGACCUUGCACGCUCGACUUACCUCAGUAACAACAGUAAUAGAUUCGAUGCGAACGAUGUUGUCUCGACAACAGACCGAGCUGUUGAUACUGAUGUCACGGGCGACGUCCUCGCUGCUGGGGAACGUUCCGUGGUUGCACGGAGACGUGGCCAGCGAGUUUGACAGUGAUAAUCUUAUGAAAAUCCACCACGCCUUCCUAGUUGUACAAUCGACACUGUUAAAGGUUAUAGCACUGGCACACUCUAUCCCGACUGCGCAUGCGCAGAAAAUAUACAAGAACCACAACGAAAGGGUAUACUGGAUCCAUAAUGUCCUAAUUCAACAUCUAGUCCAAGAAUUCAAAGAUAAUUACGAAGCCCUAGAACGAAUGUACAGGUUGUUAAAGAAUUACGGCACGAAGGACAGCGAUAGUGCGUUAAAGAAACCGGGCUCAGCGAUUAAUGAUACAUGGAUGUACUCAGACGUACAUACAGGUGUGGCUAGGUCGUGUCUGGAGCUAAAACUGGCCCUGGACAAGUGCAGCCACCUAGAUAUGUUCCUGGAUUCGUGUGCGAUGAAUAAACAGGAAAUAAGCUUGGACGUGCUAGAUAAAGAUAUAGAUGAAAUUAUAGAUAACAUAACGAAGUGUCUAUCUACAGUACAGAAUUCACAGAUAAGAUUAAAGAAAAUGCAAAAUAAAUUACGCGUUGACGACGAAGAAAUUAAAGGCGAAGAAAAAGAAUUCGAGGAGAUGAAUAUUUUAAAAAUCGAAGACAAAGAACCGGUAAUACGUGAUGAAGUUUUCUAUUUCGUUAAAACUGAGGAUGAAAACGUUCCAUUGCCAGUCGGUGAUAUCGUAACGGGUCCUGGGCACAAAGAAAAGGAAGCGUCGAAAGUUGUCCUGAAAGAGUUACAAAGGAAACUGGUGAAGAGAGAAGAUGUGAUGAGAGAAAGAGAGAGGCAGGCGUUAGCGAAAACGAUGCCAAAUUUAAAAGACAUACCGGAAUUCCCGAGACAGAUUAAAUACGAAGAAUUCUUAGAACGAAAAGGACUGAUAUCGAAGAUAAAAAGAUCGCAAGCGACGAAAAAACUGUUCAAAAAGUAUAAAAUUACCAAACGCAAUAAUAAAAGAAAUAAAUUAGAUAAUUUCAAAUUAAGAAUCGAUAAAUAUGAAACAGAAAAUGAUAUAACGAACGAUAUAUUUAAAACUACAAACAAAUUUAAACCUAAAAAUCAAGUUUUAACGAUAACAAGGACAAAAAAAUCGUUUGUAGUGACGAAAUGGUUUAAAAGUAUACCCAAUGAAGCGAAUAAUCUAGAUUCAAGCGGACUGUCUGAAGCCUUAAGCGAUGUUGAAGCGAAUGCAGGGAAUAGACAAAUAAAUGAAGCGAUAAAUAAAAAACAAAACACCAACGAUAACAAAAAUUACAGAUUCACAAGGAAAGAUCUAGAACUAUCUCCGUCGUCAUCAGAGAGCGACUUCGAUCAUUUGUACAACGAAAGAAUAUCAAUAUUGAACGAUGUUAGACGACACCGAGCGGCCAGGAGGAAGAACGUCCCAGCGAAAAGAUUGUCCAUAGACAAUGUAGAUGAAAGCUUGAAGCCCAUAGAGUAUAGCUUCGGAACCGGCUUGGCUAUGGCCUCCGUGUUACAGAUAAAUAACGCUAAAAUACCGAAUAUGAUCCAGGAAGAGGUAUUCGUUGGUGAUGGAGAAGUUUCUGAAGAUAGUGGGAACGAUGAAGACGCUUAGACCAGCAGAGCUGUGAGAGAAAUACGUAAAUCGUUCGACAUACGGUGCUACGCUAUUUUGUUACGUAUCCUUAAGACAAUAAAGCUGUUUUAGUGAAUGUCGCAUAUGACUUUAUGACAUUUAACGGUCCGCGUUGACUCAUCGAGUUUGUGGCUUAUUUUAACACUAUGGAGUGUAGAAUAUGUUUGAAAAAAUGUUCCCCAAAAUGUGUGGAACUAAAUGACGCUGCUGAAGCUAGAGUGUGACAUUUGAAUUAACGCGCCAAUACUCGGUAGAGUGAAACGGAAUUAGAGAGAGAUAGCUAGACAUUCGCGUUCAAAACGCGCUGUUUUCAAAUUAAACAAAUUUCUAAAUACCAAUUAAUAACGCAAUGUUAAUCUCAGUUAAUACAUUCUAGCUACAGUAGCGCCAUUUUAGAUACUUUCGGGGGAAGUCCCGUAUGAGAUACUCCUUAUUUCUACCCUCCAUAGCCAAUAUUUAACUAAUGCCGCAUGCGUUCAUGCAGUGCGUUUCUGUAAGAUCUCACUUCAUUACUCACUCGUUUAAUGUUGACAAUCGAUUUAUGGUGAUAUACUAUUUUGAUGCGUGUGUUCCUGUAAUGUUAUGAUUAUUACGGUCAAUUUCGUAUAUCACCUUCUGACAUUUCACGACAGAUUUCUGCGGUGAGUUUCGAGUUUGUUCGUACAGAAUAUUAAUUGACUGUUUGUCGGUCUAGUGAUAACCUACAAACAUAAACAGUUGAUAUAACCUUGUAACAGCGCAGUAUCACCAAGGUACCACCAAGUUACCCCCACAGGCUAAACUUGCAAUCGUUUAUACUUCAUGUUUGGUUAGAUUGGUAGGUUUUUGAUGUAAAAACAAUACGCGCCGUUGUAAUAUUUAAUCAAUUGCUGUUUAUAUUUAAUAGAUCUGAAGUUCGGUUAUUUUUGACCACGUACUUGGCUCAGAGCUCCAAAGGGGCUAUGGCCCGUCUUAAAGUGGGGUGGCCAUAAUAAGAAGAUAAGUACAUUUAAUUUUUUCCUGCUUAUUCAGUAAGGAUUUAUUUAAACGUUAGCGCUUGUGAAACUGUUGCAAACAAAGUGAGUUGUAAACAUGAAAAAUUAAUUAGUAUUUCAUUAUUUAGGUGCUUUGAAAUAAUAAACUUUUAUAUAAAUAUAUCAUUAAUAAU